UAAGAGCAAUACUUCGUUCAACCUCGUUUACGUCGUUUCUGGAAGCUUACGGAAACACGCCACGUCUUCCUGCAAGCACUCUCACAUGAAAAACGAAUUUGGCAGAACCAUUACUUCACAAAAUUUCAAAUACUCCUUUUUCAUCGGAGAUCGGAAAAGUUUUUUUUUCCGGCAAUGGUGAAUUCUCGCAAACGGAAAAGGUACAAUCUGGAGUACAGAGCGAGCGAUGAUGACUCAUGGUAUAGUGUACGACUCGUAAUGAAAGGCCAAACAAUGACUGUGAAGUAUGAGGGGUAUACGCAGGAAUAUGACGAGGUUUUUCAUGCUGGAGAUUUCAAGUCGAAGGAGGAGGUUGAUGAGCUGGUUAAGAGGUUUAGGUCUGUGUCACCUCAGAUGCAGGACAGCGAAUGUGGUAGUCUCAAGGAAGGGAUGAUUGUCUGUGUUGGAUGUAACGCUUUCGGCGGGGAGGACAUGCUGUUCUACGACGCUGUUAUUGAAGCGAUACACAAUGUGGACCAUUCAUUUUGCAAUGGAGAGGAAGAGUGUUUAUGCACAUUUGUUAUAUCCUGGUUUCAUGGUCCAAAGAAAGGAUAUUUAACCGAGACCGGAAUUGAAGGCAUGUGUAUUCUAAAAGGUGUUGCUCAAGUUGGUCCGAAAAUAGCUUCCUUCUUGAAAUUGGUGAACCGGAAUCUUGGAAAAUCAUCUUGCAUGUUGAUUGCUGCUUCGAGGUAUGAGGUUUCUGCGUCUGAAGGAUCAUCUUGUGUAAAUGGGGGCAGUAAUUUGUCUAUGAUUUCAUCAUCUGAGGGAAUAAAUAAUGUCAAGAGUAUUGUUGCUGUGACAACAGGAGCAACAAACAGUAAAUAUAGCAGGCUUUUGGAAGAUGACAAAGAUCUUGGAGGGCAAUGCCCAAGUUCCCAUUAUAUGUUUAUUGAGAACUUUGAGAGAAACUUAUUGCCAUCAUCGUUUAGGGAUUUUAUAUAUGAACAUACUUCUGUUCCAUCACAAGCAUACAUUUUACCAUGUCCGUUCAUGCCAUAUGCGAGAGGUAUUAUUGUGGUAGAUUCUGAAGAUAAGCGUCAGAAGAUACUCCAGUUUUUGGAUAAUCCAGCCCACCUUAUUGUGUCCUCAACUGGAAGGCCAUUGGUUAUAACUGAAAGAAAUUUAAGGCACGGCAUGAUUAAGAUGUGGUCAGGAAGCUACGAACCUCAGGAUAUGUGUCUAGUAAUGGACAAAGAUCUGAUGGUGGUCCAUUCAGGAUCAGAAGCUUAUGAAAGAGCAAAGAAGUUAAAAGAUUUAUUUCUAGAGUUCACGAGUCAUCAACGGCUGCUCUAUAAGAAGUUCUCUGUGGAAGAGAUGAUGCUUUUGCAGACACAACAACAGUUCAACCAGAUCAUACAUGUGUAAAAAUUGGUAUAUAAUGGUAUAUUGCUCGUGCAUAUUUCGGUCAUUGCAACAUGUACAUUCUCUGAAGAGAAGCUGUCAUUUGUCUAUAACAUUAGAAGGUUGGAAAAGAAGCUAUGUUUAUCUAUAUAACCUUAGAAGUUUUAGCCUUUUUAUAUUUAAGGAGUUCACUUUCAACUCUCCUAAAAAGCUGAAUCUGGUAAAAGUCAUGUUCACUGAGCUUCUUGUAAUAAAGUAGAAAUGCUACACAUGAAUUUUGUAUACUUUUGUGAAGAAGAAUUCGGCAAAAGCCUUCCCAAAUAUGUUGGGUAAAUUUGAUAUUCUUAA
Molecule: messenger RNA, 1728 nt
Organism: Solanum lycopersicum (tomato)
Lineage: Eukaryota; Viridiplantae; Streptophyta; Magnoliopsida; Solanales; Solanaceae
Molecular function (GO): chromatin binding
Source: RefSeq, a predicted model, not a curated record